AUGGAUAAUGGUUGUGUUGUGUGUGGGUCUUGUUUGGAGAAUCGUGACCAUCUCUUUGCAGAUUGUUCCUUUGCUCAGGAAGUAUGGGGUGUUGUACUAGCUUCUUGUGGGAUUCGAUUUGAUUCGUAUAGAUGGGAUGAUCGACUCAAUUGGCUGAUUGAGAACUUGAAGGGCAAAUCUCUUCGGGUGCGGAUUCUCAAGCUUGCUUGGACUGGUUUUUUGUAUUACAUUUGGGAGGAGCGUAAUCAUAGGAACUUCAGGAGUUCUUCACGUUCAGUUGAUAUUAUUGUAAAUAAUAUAAAGGAGGCUGUGAAAAUCAAAUUGUAUAGUCAUUGCAUACAUAGGAUUGAUGAUGUUAAUAGGCAAUUGUGCAUAAGUUGGGGGCAGACCUAG
Hibiscus syriacus is the source of this 393-nucleotide messenger RNA. RefSeq lists its product as uncharacterized. The record is from RefSeq and is a predicted model, not a curated record. The transcript has a single exon. Lineage: Eukaryota; Viridiplantae; Streptophyta; Magnoliopsida; Malvales; Malvaceae. Bases 1 to 393 code for a protein of 130 amino acids.